Molecule: messenger RNA, 5164 nt
Organism: Micropterus dolomieu (smallmouth bass)
Lineage: Eukaryota; Metazoa; Chordata; Actinopteri; Centrarchiformes; Centrarchidae
Gene: zhx3b
Product: zinc fingers and homeoboxes 3b
Exons: 7
Coding region: 547-3984 (1145 amino acids)
Biological process (GO): regulation of transcription by RNA polymerase II
Cellular component (GO): nucleus
Molecular function (GO): DNA-binding transcription factor activity, RNA polymerase II-specific; DNA binding
Source: RefSeq, a predicted model, not a curated record
CUGACUCACUUCUGCUCUCUCCUGCACGGCGGAGCUCGAGCGCUCACGCCAACUCCACCGUCAAUGACGUCUGCGUCACGUGUCCGUCUCUUCCCUCGGUACGUCCGUCGUAUUUUCCUCCCCUCCACUGCCUGCUCUAACAGUGAGAGCCACUCGAAAUAAACAAGCGCAAAAAAGGGGGGCCGCUGUAGGGACCGGUCUGGCUUCAGUGUCACGUUUAUCACCAGCCGAUGGACAGAGGGGGCUUACACCGGCUUACACCUAUAAGUUGCCAUCAGUGAAGCCCAGACCUCCCGUCAGUUACGGGCUUCACUGAGCCCAUAUCACUGCAAACUUUUAAAAAAAUCCUGCGCUGCAUACACUGAGCUCCGACCCAGCGAGGUUUUCCCUCAAAAUUGCAGUGAGAACUACAAGUGGACCUGUGGACAUGUCCCACUGUCCUCCUUCCCCCAUUCCUGGUCUAUAGUCAACCAGAAACAACCCAUAUUCUCCCUUGCACCCCAUUCUCUGCUAUUCUUCCAACCCUCCCUACCCUGCGGUCACACCAUGGCCAGCAAAAGAAAGUCUACUAUUCCUUGUAUGAUUCCCAGCAAGAUCAUAUGCCCAGCAGAGGAGUUUGAACGGGACUCUCCUGUUCUUCUCCGUCAAUCCAGGAUUUCUGGAGGAGGCAGAUAUAGCCCCCUCGACCCAGGAGAGUCUUCCAAACCAGAAGUGGGCGAGGCCGUCAAAGACGGUGCUGGCACUUACACCUGUAAGCCUUGUAACUUUGAAACGCAUGACCUCAACUUGUUCUUGGAUCAUGUGUACUCCGGGCACCCAGACUUCCGUGCGGACCCCAGUUUCUUUUGUGUGAGCUGUGGGGUUUCUGCGCCCAAGUUUGAGGGGCUGGCCCUGCAUAAUGCCAGGGUUCACCCCAGCACACUGAACACAACCCUGCAGCUGAGAAAGAGGGACAGGAGAGUAGUGGUGGAGCAGAAUCUGGUGACUGCGGCAGAGACUGGGAAGGAUAGCGAGAUUUCUAUCACCAAAACCCCAAUUAUGAGGAUGCUGAAGGGCAAAUCAGAGCAUAAACGAAUAGUGGUGUCUCACACAGUCCCAGACGAACCUUCAUCAGACCCGCACUCCAUCUCUGCCUCCAGAGAGACUGAGAGAAAAGAGACUGCUGCAGUGACAGUCACCCAUGUACCCACAAUUGUGCACAAUGGAACAACAAAGGUCACUCUGCCCUCUGCAAUCCAGAUUGUCAACGGGUCUGGAGCAUUACCAAUGCUCAAGACUCCCAUCACACAGGUGGUCUCUGUGGUUCAGAACAGAAGCCUUCAUCAAUCUGCACCAAUUACAGCCUCCUCAAAUUUCUCCUCCAGUUCCUCACCUUCUUCCUCCAAAAACCUCCCCAAGGUGAUGAUUCCUUUGAGCAGCAUCCCUACCUACAGUGCCUCCAUGGACUCAUCCUCCUUCUUGAAGACCUCCUUUAGUAAGUUCCCGUACCCCACAAAGGCGGAGCUCUGCUACCUGACUGUGGUCACAAAGUUCCCUGAAGAGCAGAUCAAGAUCUGGUUCACGGCCCAGAGACUUAAACAAGGCAUCAGCUGGUCCCCUGAGGAGAUCGAGGAGGCCAGGAGGAAGAUGUUCAACACCAUCAUCCAGACUGCACCCUCAAGCUCGCAGAACCAGGCCCAGAGUCACCGUAGCCCGGCCCAACACACAAUCACAGUCCUGCCCGCCUCACUGGGGGCUACUGGGAUCCCUCACAUCCUGCAGGGCUCUCUUGUUAGCCAGGGCGGGGUAAUUGUUACGCAGCCUGUAAUGGCAAACGGUAUACAGGUUAGCAGUGCUCCUGUGGCCCUGGCGGUCACGCCUAAGCCCCAGGCAGCAGCCCGCCCCAUGAUGCAGGCCCGACCAGCUGCAGCCCUGGUGGCAGACAAAGGCAUCAGUAUGGUGGUGGGAACAGUUGGCAGUAGCAGUACUGGGAGCAACAUCAUCAGCAGCAGUAAUAGUAGUAGGGGAGGGGGCGUUAGCAGUAUUAUUACUAGCAGUCAAGCUAGUGUCAUCAAUCUUAGUAUAGGAAACAGUAAUCAUAGUAAUGCUAAGGUGAGCGGUGUCAAUGGGAAAGUCAGCCGUGCUAACACAGACUGCAAUGACAAGAGCAAUAGUAAUGUUACUAGCCAUAUAAAUGCUAAGAACACUGAUCUCAGCAAAGCCAGCAGCACCGUGCAGAGUGUGAACACAGUAACCACAGAAACCAAAAACACCAUAGACAGCAAAUCUAAUAACAGUAACAGCAAAACAAGCAGCGAUGGACAGAAAAACAAAGAUGCCAACGGUAGCAGCAACAAAAGCACAGGUGCAGAUGACAUCGACCCCGGCCCCAGUGACUCUCCAAACGUCAAAAUGGAGGAGGCGUCUUCCCCUGCCUCAAAGUCUUCUUCCCCCUCUCCCGCAGCUCCUCCAAGCAGCACACCAAGCUCUCGGACACCUGUCAAUGCAUUCCUGGACCCCAGCUUUUACAAGGGCAAGAAGUCUCAGGAACAGCUCAACGCUCUGAAGGACAGCUUUCAGGUCAGCCAGUUUCCCGACCAGGAGGAGGUGGACCGCCUCAUUGCUCUGACAGGGCUCACAGUACGAGAAGUCCGCAAGUGGUUCAGCGACCGACGCUACCACUUCCGCCAGCUCAAAGGUACACGCUCCAGCACAGGUGGACAGAAUAAGUCUGGCACUGCAGCAGGAGCAGGGAGUGAUUCAAGUAUGCCAGGAGGUGGCGCCGCUGGCAGUGCCAACCCUGUUGAUCUGUCUGAAAGCAGCAGCAGCUCUGGCGCAAAAACACCCCAGCACAGUUCUGCACCCCUGAGUCCAACUGCAUCCCAGACUCCCACCUCUCCCACCACACCUUCCCGCCGACUCCUCAGACCAUCUCCUGAUUUUACAGCUAUCCGCUACAAGGAGAGAGAACCUCAUCAGUUAAAGGCUCUAGAGAACAGUUUUUCCCAGGACCCUGACCCAUCAGGAGAGGAAGUGGACAGACUGCGAUCUGAGACCAAGAUGACCAGAAGGGAGAUCCAUGGUUGGUUCGCUGAGCGGAGGAAGAGAGUGGCGGCUGAGAAAAAGAAAGAGGAGGCGGAGCGGGCGUUGAGAGAUGAGGAGUUGGAGACAGACGCUGACGGGGAGGAGAGACAGAAAGAGGACGGCUCAGGAGAGCUGAAAGUCAACCCUAUUAAAAUAAAUCUGAAGAUGCUGAAGGUGACGGAGGCCAACGGCAAAGCAGAGGGUGAAGGGUUGGAUAGCCCCACUUUACAGCUUCAAUCCAGCAGCACACCUGCAUCCUCCCCAUCCUACACCCCCAAACCAUCCCAGUCCUCCACCCCGACACCCAAACCAUCCCACUCCCCCAAACCCACAACCAUCCGAGGUAAGAAGACAGCGGAGCAGCUGCAAAUGCUCAAACAAGUCUAUGUGCGUACCCAGUGGCCCAGCGCUACUCAGUAUGAUGAACUGAUCUCAGCUACUGGACUGCCCAGGCCUGAGGUAGUGCGCUGGUUUGGGGACUGCCGUUAUAUGCAGAAGAACAGCCAGCUGAAGUGGCUAGAGGCUUACCAGAACAUGGCUCUUGAAGAGGACCUCCAGAAGGGGAACGCAGAGAUCCUGCAGGCCCACCUCGACAUCCAUGGCAGUCUGGAGGAGUCACAGUUGCAGGAGCUGGCUCAGGCUAGUGGUUUAACAGCGGACCUGGUGCGACAUUGGUUCUCCACCAAGGCGUCCUUGCCCCGAAUGGAACAUGCUGCUGCUGCUGCUUCUCACACGGCAGAACCAAGACCAGUUGCACCAGACGCAGCAGCUGAGCCACGAACAACAGGAUCCUCUCCUCUGGAGCCACAGCCAGGAGGAGGGACGGAGGAGAAAAUGGAGCAGUCGGUGUGUGGUGUCGCAACAGAAGCAGAGGAGGCAAACACUGACAUGACUGUGAAUCUUACUGAAGGAACUGACUGAAGAGGCCUUUUGUCUAAGGAAGGAGUUUCCAACGCAGGUGGUCUUUGUGUUAGCGGUCUGAUGAAAAGACGGCAGAUGCGUUUGUGUAACAGGAUCACUGGAUGGAAACCAUCCUUACCCAUCCCUCCCUCUCCUUCUCGCUCACACCCUUAGAGGUAGGCAUGACCUCCACCACUACGUGAGAUGGACACUAAAGCCACUAACCCCCCCCACCCCCCCCCCCCACCAUCCUCUCGGCCUCCGUUGUGGCCCACGCUACGCAGGCCUUCUCCAGUAUCCUCCCGUCCGCCAUUUUCUCUUCAGAAGGAACUUCCAGUAGAGACCGAAGUGCAGGAGUGGAUGGGGUGGGGUGGAGGGGAGGGGAGGGGAGGGGCAGCAUUUUUCUGCCGUGUUUGUUCCGCCUGCCUGCUGUGAUGGGAGAAAGGAAGAAAAAAAAAAAAAGAAUAAGAGGAUAGAUUUGGAGGAAGAAGGGGAGGAGAGAGAACAAAGGGAGAAAUGUGAUAAAGAUUGAGCCCCAUGAUGUUCAUCAGGGGAAGGGGUUGCUUUUGGACAGUUAUUGACCAAGCCAACUCUCAGAUCGGUUCGACAGAGUGUUUAGUGACUGUUCAUAGUUUGUUUGGGGGUACGAAAACCUGCACAGCUCUUUUCUACAGGGUGCUUGCCAAGGCCUUAAAGUAAAUCAAAUAAUUCUUUUUCUAUUGUGUCAUCUUCAUACUUUUUCGUGCACUCAUACACUUUGACUUCAUGCUUGCUGCUCACUUAAAAUGUGCUAGCUAGGCUGUCCAUAGCAUUUUGUUCCUCUUUUUUUUUUUUAACAUCUCUUUGUACAUUUCUUAUCUGUACAUACUAGUUGGUUACAGAGGACAUUAAAUUGUCCAGUUUGGGAAAAUGUCUGGAAUUCUGUCAUCCAAAGAAGGCAAGCACCCUGUUGUUUAAACAAAAAAAAAGCGACACAAUAUAGUAGACUAAAUGGAAUCUGGUUUGUGUUGUAGCAUCAAGUGCUUCUUUACGUCACUGACGUCUACGUACAUUUGUUUUUAUGGGACUUUCUUAUGAAAUUUGACUGUAAAAGAACUGUGAACUUUUACCAGAGUUCCAUACUUAAGGUCGAUGUAUAAUUUUUACAGAUGGUAUUUGCAGAAUAAACAGAAUGUAAUAAAUGUUUGGUUUCGAGUGUCAA